GCUGGCACAUGAGCCAGAUAUGAUUGGCUUCGAGUACAGGAUUAGGCGUACAUAGGCUUUAGCUGGAUCAUCGACAUCAUGACUUCAUCAGGCCUUUGUUUAGAACGAUGGCCCCGCGAUGGUCACCGUCUGCGGCCAAGGGGAGCUUCCUUAAAUGGAGGGUUUUCGUCCAGACUCCCAGCCGUUCCCGCUUGCUUAGAGUCGACUCCAAACAACACCUGUGAAACGCAUACUGAAUCGUACACCUAGGUAUCUAAUUCACCUUUAGCUACUUACCGAGGUAGUUGGCCAUAAUGCAGUAUAAGAAGGUUCUCCCUCUGGCGGUAGCCUCCAUAGUCUCUGCCCAAGACCCAAGCUUAACCGAUGCCCUUGGAUCUCAGAACUCAAGCUUAUCAUCUCUAAAUGAUCUUCUCUCGUCGAACCCUGAACUUGCUAACUCCUUCAACAACUUGAAGAAUGUCACCAUCCUGGCCCCUAGCAACGACGCCCUGGAUAGCCUCACGAAGGACAACGACACAUUAACGGAGUACACCAAAUCUGGAUAUCUACAAGCACUAUUGAACUACCACGUGUUGAACGGAACAUAUCACAACACAAGCUUUACGAAUGAAUCCGUCUUCAUCCACACGGCAUUAAGCAAUAGCACCUACAGCAAUGUAACUGGUGGCCAAGUCAUCGAGGCCCGACUCGACGGCGAUAAUGUCACAUUUUUCACCGCUUUGAAGCAGAACGCCUCUAUUGUCACACCUAACGUGAACUUUACCGGUGGCACGAUUCACAUUAUCGAUAGUCUUCUUCAUGUUCCCCAGAAUGUGUCAGACACGCUGUCGAAUUCCAACCUCACAGCAGCUGAGGGCGCUAUCAACACCGCCAACUUGACGGAUACCAUUAUCGACACACAUAACGUCACCAUCUUCGCGCCUAACAACGACGCUUUCGAAGCGAUCGGUAGCAUCAUCGGCAACCUCUCUUCGGAUGACUUGACCAGUAUAGUCGGUUACCACGUCAUCAACGGCUCCGUGAACUAUAGCACCGACCUGAAGAACUCGACGGCCAAUGCUGUCAACGGAGAGAAACUUACUAUAACAGUGAACAAUGGUACCAUCUGGGUGAACUCCGCCAAGGUCACUGUGCCCGAUAUCCUCCUAGCGAAUGGUGUCGUCCACGUUAUCGACGGGGUUUUGAAUCCCAACAACACCUCCGCAGCCCCUGAUACGACAGCUACGUCGGCCACAGCAGCAUUUAGCGGUGCUAGCUCCGGAACCGAAGGUGUUCCUUUCACUAGUGGAGUUACAACGCCUACCAGCACCUUCCCCGCUGCUACAUCAGCUGGCGGUUCGGCCGAGUCCAGCUCUUCAAAGGGCGCGGCUAUGCCUAUGAAGACUGGUGCCGUCGGCGCGGCUGCGCUGUUCGGCGGUGCAGCCGUCUUCGUGAAUAUGUAAUGAACUACAUUGGCAAUUGAAUAAGUGGAGAAAAAUGGGACGAUGUAAGACGAUUUUAUGAGUUUUACCAAAGGGUUAAGGGGCAAUGAUAAUAAGGGGUAUUCAUUUCACGUGU
Annulohypoxylon truncatum is the source of this 1557-nucleotide messenger RNA. Its product is annotated as FAS1 domain-containing protein. Gene Ontology annotation, biological process: macroautophagy. The coding region runs from base 294 to 1442 and encodes 382 amino acids. The transcript has 4 exons. NCBI's taxonomy places the organism in Eukaryota, Fungi, Ascomycota, Sordariomycetes, Xylariales, Hypoxylaceae. The record is from RefSeq and is a predicted model, not a curated record. Gene Ontology annotation, cellular component: fungal-type vacuole membrane.